Drosophila ficusphila is the source of this 5149-nucleotide messenger RNA. It is a transcript of the gene ftz-f1, whose product is annotated as nuclear hormone receptor FTZ-F1. Gene Ontology annotation, cellular component: RNA polymerase II transcription regulator complex. Lineage: Eukaryota; Metazoa; Arthropoda; Insecta; Diptera; Drosophilidae. The record is from RefSeq and is a predicted model, not a curated record. Gene Ontology annotation, molecular function: nuclear receptor activity; RNA polymerase II cis-regulatory region sequence-specific DNA binding; zinc ion binding. Gene Ontology annotation, biological process: regulation of transcription by RNA polymerase II; tissue development; hormone-mediated signaling pathway.
UUUACUGUGUGUUCUCCCGUUCGAGUCGUUGUGGCCUACAGACCUAAUUUUUUGCGUCCGAUGUGCGCGGAAUAGUUUUUCCCGAAAAAGUGAAGCCAGCGAAUAAACAAUAGCCCAGAAAGCGAUAGCCAAGAAAGUGAGAGUGAAAGUAAACAAAGCGGAACAGAACUCUGGCAUUAAUUGUGUGUGUAUUUAUUAUUUCCGAUGCGUCCGUAACGGGAGUGUGUUUCGCCUUCCCCUUCCCACCCUCGCCAGCGUCUUUCGCUGAAUUUCGAUGUGCAAUUUUGUAUAAAAAUUAACACCAAGUGGGAAGAAAGCGUUGUGUCAUAGAAUUGGAGCAAGAGCAAAAACAAGGCAAAAUUAGCAAAGGCAAACGGAAAAACAACAACACAGAAUGCCCAGCAGAACCCCAGUAUAUAUGUGUAUAUACGCCGUAUGAGGGUGUGCGUGUGUGUUUGUGUAGUAGGAAUUGCAAUUUAUAGUUGUUGUUUCUGCGAGCUUUCGCUUGUUGCGCGCGUGUGUGAAAAUCGGGAAGAGGAAAUAGCAGAGAAUAGGAGGAGAACAACAUGGGAAUAAAUGCGAAAUAAAUAAAAAAAAAAAAUAAAAAAAUCGCCAAAUGCGUUCGGCGUCGCGUGUGUGUGCGUGUGAAAUAUGCUGAAAAAGCUCUCGGGGAGCCAGAGAGCGAUCGGGAGACACACCAACAACGAUCGGCGAAAUGAAUCACACGCAAGCUUUGUUUUGCGAAUUAUAAAUUCGCGUUCUUCACAUGCGAAUUCCCACACUGAGAGCGAGACAGAGAGAGAGGGAGAGCAACAACAAAAUCAACAAGACCACGACUUAAUAAUAGAACUUUUGCUUUCGGUUCCAACUGGUUUUUGUAUACAUAAAAAGAGAGAGGGAGAGAGUAAGAGGGGCCGCUUCCAGCUCUUCUUCUUCCGCGAUCUUUGUCUUGGAAUUCAUGGAAACCGGGCGCAUGCGCAAAAAAAAAACUACAAAAGGAAAAACAUCAACGUCAGCUGCAUAAAAGGUCUUUAAAAUACAAAGCAAUUUAAAAUUUACAAUUACUAUCGUUACCUGCCAUUAAGAAUCAACAAACAAAAACAAAUCCCACACAUCACAACGAAACGUACAAAAGUAAAGUUAAAAUAAGAAAGUAAAAUGGAUUCCUUCAACGUACCUAUGCUGGCGGAGAGCAGCAGCAACAACUAUGCAACAGAAGCUACCAGCAACCAUCACCACCUGCAACACCAGCAGCAGCAACAGCAACAUCAGCAGCAGCAGCAGCAACUCCUAAUGCCACACCAUCACAAGGAUCAAAUGCUGGCCGCGGGCAGCACUCCAAUGUUGCCCUUUUACUCGCAGUUGCAGUUGCAACAGAAGGAUGCAACAGCAGCAGUGGGACCUGCAGCAACAACGGUUGCAUCGGCAGCAACAUCGGCCACCUCCGAUAACUUUAGUUCAUUGCAAACGAUCGAUGCCAGUCAAUUGGAUGGCGGCAUUUCCUUGAGUGGAUUGUGCGAGCGCUUCUUUGUGGCCAGUCCAAAUCCCAAUAGCAAUAGCAACCUGACUCUGAUGGGCACUACGACAGCAGCAACAGCCAACCCCACCAACAAUAACAAUAAUAACAACAACAACAGUAAUAACAAUAACAACAACAACGUGGAGGCUAAGGCAGUGCGGCCAUCGAACGGCAGUUCGGUGAUCAUCGAAUCGGUGACGAUGCCAUCGUUUGCCAAUAUCUUGUUCUCCUCCCACCGCACCGCCAACGAGUGCAUUGAUCCGGCCUUGUUGCAAAAGAAUCCUCAAAACAGCACCACCAGCAGCAGCAUUAUUGUGCCGCCCGUGGAAUAUCAUCAAUUGAAACCACUUGAAGUCAAUUCAUCGACUUCCGUUUCCACCAGUAAUUUCCUAUCCUCGACCACGGCUCAAUUGCUGGACUUUGAGGUGCAGGUGGGCAAGGAUGAUAGUCACAUCAGCACCACCACUUCUGGACCGGGAACAGGAACGGGAUCGGGAUCGGGAUCUGGUUCAGGAUCAGGAUCAGGAUCGGGAUCGGGUGCAACAACCAUAGCUGCAGCUACGCCCACAACGACAACAUCCAAUAAUAGCACUGCCAAUCCGACAAGGAGCUCGUUGCACAGUAUUGAGGAGCUGGCCGCCAGUUCCUGUGCCCCAAAAACCACGUCGCCCAACAGCAACCACACAAGCAGUGCCAGCACAACGCCGCAGCAGCUGCAGCAUCAGCAACAUCAACAACAUCAGCAACACCACAUGCAGAGCGGCAACCACAGCGGAUCCAAUCUCAGCACCGACGAUGAGUCCAUGUCCGAGGACGAAUUCGGUCUGGAAAUCGACGAUAAUGGAGGCUAUCAGGACACCACCUCCUCGCACUCGCAGCAAAGUGGAGGGGGCGGUGGCGGCGGGGGCAACCUGCUCAAUGGCAGCUCCGGCGGCAGUUCCGCCGGCGGUGGCUACAUGCUGCUGCCGCAGGCGGCCAGUUCCAGUGGCAACAACAACAACCAGAGCGGCGGCCACAUGUCCUCCGGUUCCGUGGGCAACGGCAGCGGCGGCGGCAACAACGGCGGAUCGGGCGGCAACUCCGGCCCGGGAAAUCCCAUGGGCGGUACGAGCGCCACGCCCGGGCACGGCGGCGAGGUGAUCGACUUCAAGCACCUGUUCGAGGAGCUGUGCCCCGUGUGCGGCGACAAGGUGAGCGGCUACCACUACGGCCUGCUCACCUGCGAGUCCUGCAAGGGCUUCUUCAAGCGCACCGUGCAGAACAAGAAGGUCUACACCUGCGUGGCGGAGCGGUCGUGCCACAUCGACAAGACGCAGCGCAAGCGGUGUCCCUACUGCCGCUUCCAGAAGUGCCUCGAGGUCGGCAUGAAGCUGGAAGCUGUGCGGGCGGAUCGAAUGCGUGGUGGACGCAACAAAUUCGGACCCAUGUACAAGCGGGAUCGGGCGCGGAAGCUGCAAGUGAUGCGGCAGCGGCAGUUGGCGCUGCAAGCACUCCGCAACUCGAUAGGUCCGGACAUCAAGCCAACGCCGAUCUCGCCGGGCUACCAGCAAGCAUAUCCAAAUAUGAACAUUAAGCAGGAAAUUCAAAUACCUCAGGUAUCCUCACUCACCCAAUCGCCGGAUUCGUCGCCCAGCCCCAUUGCGAUUGCGCUGGGACAGGUGAACGCGAGCACGGGCGGUGUGAUAGCCACGCCCAUGAACGCCGGCAACGGCGGCAGUGGCGGCGGCGGAGGUCUGAACGGGCCCAGCUCCGUGGGCAAUGGCAAUAGCAGCAACGGCAGCAGCAGCAGCGGCAACAACAACGGCAGCACGGGAAACGGAGCGUCCGGCGGCGGCGGCGGAGGAGGUGGCAACAAUGCGGGCGGCGGCGGAGGAGGAGGAGGCGGCGGGGGCGGGGGCACGAACUCCGCCGACGGCCUGCAUCGCAACGGCGGCAACGGCAACAGCAGUUGCCACGAGGCUGGAAUAGGAUCUCUGCAGAACACGGCCGACGCGAAAUUGUGCUUUGAUUCCGGCACACAUCCAUCGAGCACAGCCGACGCGCUAAUAGAGCCAUUAAGAGUCUCACCGAUGAUACGUGAAUUUGUGCAAUCGAUCGACGAUCGGGAAUGGCAGACGCAACUGUUUGCCCUGCUGCAGAAGCAGACCUACAACCAGGUGGAGGUGGAUCUCUUCGAGCUGAUGUGCAAAGUGCUCGACCAGAACCUAUUCUCGCAAGUGGACUGGGCACGGAACACCGUCUUCUUCAAGGAUCUGAAGGUCGACGACCAAAUGAAGCUGCUGCAGCAUUCCUGGUCGGACAUGCUGGUUUUGGAUCACCUGCACCAUCGAAUCCACAACGGGCUGCCCGACGAGACGCAACUGAACAAUGGCCAGGUCUUCAAUCUGAUGAGUCUGGGACUGCUGGGUGUGCCCCAGCUGGGCGACUACUUCAACGAGCUGCAGAACAAGCUGCAAGAUCUUAAGUUCGAUAUGGGCGACUAUGUCUGCAUGAAAUUCCUAAUCCUGUUGAAUCCAACUGUACGGGGAAUUGUCAACCGGAAGACCGUCUCCGAGGGACAUGAUAAUGUGCAAGCCGCCUUGCUGGACUACACCCUCACCUGCUACCCGUCAGUAAAUGAAAAGUUCAGUAAGCUAGUGAACAUCUUACCGGAAAUCCAUGCCAUGGCCGCUCGCGGCGAGGAGCACCUGUACGUCAAGCACUGUGCCGGCAGUGCGCCCACCCAAACGCUGCUCAUGGAGAUGCUGCACGCCAAGCGCAAGGUGUAGAGGCCGGGGCAGCGUGACACGGAAUACUUAAUCAUUUAUGAAAUGUAAAUAACAAGGCGGGGAGUCCCCGAAGGCAACCAGGACAACCAGAAGGGCGGACGGAGGACGGAGGAUACUGAAUUCCGUAUUAUGAAUAUGGGAAUGCAUCAUCACUACUACCACCAACACCACCAACUAUCACACCUAAACACACACAUGCACACAUUUGUUGAUUCAAUGUUAAUUAUUAUUACGUUUACGGUUAGGUCUAGUUUACAUUUAAAUAAUUAAUUAAUUUGUCUUAAAUUAAUUCGUGUUUUAUUUGUAUUCCCGAUGAAGCAAUUUUUAAAACCUUGAACCUUGAAACGAGAAUAUGUAGUUGUAUGGAUAUAAAUUUUAAUACGGCAAGGAACCCCACUUUCUUUAGGCAUUGCAAAAGAAAAAGAAACGCAAAAGAAGCAUGAGAAAUUUUAUUUUUAUAUACCUUUAUGAAUACGAUACUUAUGGAUACAAGUCUAUAUAUAUUUUUAUGUAAAUUGGCGUAAUUUUAAGCGUCCUAAAACUUUUUACCAAGAACUUGGUCUACUAUAGUUUUCAAAUUACUUUCGUUUCCAAUUAUAAAUCGAUUAUUGUAUUUUUUGCGCCAAGUGUCUUGCAUAGUAUUUGCGUCUAAUCUAACGACAACAACAAGCAAAAAAAAAAACCGAAAAUCCAUACAAAGAAAAUAAAAACAAAGCAAAUUUAGGUGUUCAUGGUAUGAAUGUAUGUGUAUAUUAUAAUUGUAAUUUCAUCUAAUUGUAAGAAAACAAUGCAAACAACUACCUACAACAACAUAAAGAAGAGCAAGAAAUUAUAUAAAUUAAUAAAGAUCGUGUUAAAACUA